Camellia sinensis is the source of this 1905-nucleotide messenger RNA. NCBI's taxonomy places the organism in Eukaryota, Viridiplantae, Streptophyta, Magnoliopsida, Ericales, Theaceae. The record is from RefSeq and is a predicted model, not a curated record.
GAGAUAGACGCUUCUCUCCAUGGAAAGGAUCAGUUGUGAACUCAGUGGUUGGAGUUUUCCUUACUCAAAACGUCUCAAACCAUCUUUCUAGUUCUGCCUUCAUGUCUCUUGCUGCACGAUUUCCCCUCAAGUCAAACAGCAAUGACAGGCCAUGCUUUGAAGAGACAAGUAUAUUGGCCAAAGAACCGGAAGUGUGUAUUCUUGAUCCAGAGGAUACCAUCAAAUGGCAAUGGCAUGAGAAAUCACAUCAGACUGCCUGCAACAGGAGUUCUAUGACGCUCCAUGACAUGAAUUAUAAUUUAGAGGAAGUUGUCCACAGCAAUGAAUUGCUUGGAAGCAUCAAUGGUGCUGAAAAGUCCACGACUAAUUUGAAAUAUAAAUUCUCAGAUAUUUCUGGAAAUUGCCCAAAGAUAUACCAUAAAUCAACAGCCAUAAGAGAGAUGGAUGAUGUACUUUCUUCUCAGUAUUCUGGUGGUUCUUCUCAAAACUCUCUGGACUCAUCAAUGACUCAACCUGCUGAAAGAAUAGAAUCAUGCUUGCAGGAUAACUCAGAAGCAGAUCCAGCAAUCAGGUCAAACCCCAACAGUCAUUCUGGCUCUUCUUUUCUGGAGCUACUACAAAGCGUAGAACUUUAUUCUCAGCGUUCUAGUGGUUCCUCUCAAAACUCUGUGGACUCAUCAAUGGCUCACACUGCUGAAAGAAUAGGCUCAUGCUCACAGGACAACUCAGAAGCAGAUCUGGCAACCAGGUCAAGCCCCACCAGUCUUGUUGGCUCUUCGAAAGCCUCCGUAAGGCCCAUCAUCCCUUCCAGUAACUAUCCUUUGCAAAUGACCCCCAGUUCUGGAAUACUUGAAGUUGAAUCCUUCGAGAUGUUGGGAGAAGAAAUCCUGUUUUCUGAUAUUUCCAAGAAAAUUGAAGAAAAUUGCACCAGUGAACAUAGUGGAAUAACAGCAGAAUCUGUUAGCCAGGCUAUGGUUCAAAAGGUCAUGACUGCAAGUUCUAAAGAAGCACCAAAAUCUCCCAGUGAAAGUAAUCAUGCAUGCAGUAGCCCUCAAGAAGAGGUGAAUAAGAUCUUCCAAUCUCAAAACAGGCCAGCUAGGAAUCUCAAGGAUAACGUUCAAUCACAGACUCAAGAACAUAAUUGUAGAAUGCAGCGCAUUCUCGAGGUUCCAAACCUUUCAAGAGAGGCCUCAGAUGUCACAGAGAGCACUAGUGUAAUUAAUAACCCAAAAAACAAUGAGCAUAAGGAAGUUGAGUCAAGCUUGAAGGACCAUGGGUAUCUUCCUAGUAAGGCAAUCAAUGGAACAAGUCUCGACAGUUCCAAUGUGAAGAGGGGAAGGACUGCAAAGCACAAACAGGAACCAGUUGACUGGGAUAGCUUAAGAUUGCAGGCACAAGCCAAAGGUAAAAGAAGAGAAAGGACAGCCAAGACAAUGGACUCAUUGGACUGGGAAGCAAUACGACUUGCAGAUGUUAAGGAGGUUGCUGACACCAUCAAAGAAAGGAGAAUGAACAACGUGCUAGCAGGGAGAAUCAAGGAUUUCCUGAACCGGAUGGUAAGAGAACAUGGAAGCAUUGAUCUUGAAUGGUUAAGGGAUGUUCCACCUGACAAAGCAAAAGAGUAUCUGUGGAGCAUAAGAGGAUUCGUGGAGUGUGUGCGGCUUUUGACACUUCACCAUCUUGCUUUCCCAGUGGACACAGAUGUUGGACGUAUAGCUGUAAGACUAGGAUGGGUGCCCCUUCAGCCACUGCCCAAAUCACUUCAGUUGCAUCUUUUAGAGCUGUACCCGGUGUUGGAAUCAAUUCAGAGAUAUCUCUGGCCACGACUCUGCAAGCUUGACCAAAGAACAUUGUAAAUAGACAUUUAUGAUUACACCUAUAAUGCUACUUUUCGUAUAUAUGAAU